Molecule: messenger RNA, 435 nt
Organism: Durusdinium trenchii
Lineage: Eukaryota; Dinophyceae; Suessiales; Symbiodiniaceae
Source: the annotation of a GenBank genome assembly
AUGUUCCACUUCCAUGAUUGUUUCAGGGAGGGUAACAGCAUGGUAACAGCAUGUUAUUCUGCAGCUUUUCCAGUGUGUAAAGCUGGUUACCGCACCGCUCUUCGACGCAGCUCGACAUGGACCUUGAGCGCUUGCGCCAGAUUGGGCACGGGACGUCAGACCUGUUUGAUGAAAUCAUUGCCAAGAACUCCAUGCAGGGCCCAGACAUCGCCGGGGUUAUAUGUGUUUGGGUUGUCAUUUUUCCGUUGCUCCGAAGUAGGAGAGUUCCAGCACUUUGGCCGGCUCGCGACCCUCUGUAGUCCAAGGCUGGAUGUCAUGUUGGUAGAGCCCAUUUUGCUGCGCCGCAUGAAGACUGAUGGAGACUAUGUGGAGGAGAGCAAGAAAAAGAAGGGCAGGAAGACGGUGAAAGCCGACGGCCGCGGCCGCCUGGGCUGA